AUGAAUCGGUGUGAUGCAAAACAAAAAGCAUUUGCACAACGAGUUUACAUAGAUCUGAAGAUUUGUCGGAAAUGGUCAAAACUUCAUGCGUAUUUUGAUGAAACAAAUAAAUGGAUAUUUUUUAUCGGCACACAGUCCGAUGAUCAACCAUUGAUAUUCGUUUUGCCAAUGUCAUGUGAUCAACAAUUCACCGUUGAUGAAUUAUUUAAUCUGAAAUCCAAACUGUCUUCGGCGUUACCAGCAACUAUUAGUAGCGACAUUCAAAGUGUAUUAAUGGCAAUCGUUGCGAAUGAUUUUACCAUAGGUUAUUUCAAUUUUACAACGGGCCUACCAACAGUCACGUCACUCGAAUCAGAAACAUCAACGAAUUCAGUCGUAUCUAGUAUUAACAAUGACUUCAUUAGCGAGAUCAAAACAGAAAAUGUAACGAAUGAAUGGUCAACAACUGAUCCAAGCAUCGUCUGGGAUUGA
Adineta ricciae is the source of this 471-nucleotide messenger RNA. The record is from the annotation of a GenBank genome assembly. Lineage: Eukaryota; Metazoa; Rotifera; Eurotatoria; Adinetida; Adinetidae.